AUGUCUUACACUCUACUCAAGGAAGAGGAGGAGGCCGGCAUCACCGCCACGCAAGAUACCAGAUCCCUGCCUUCGUACACAAGGGAAACCAGCAAAACUAGAGCACUGUCAAAAAUUGUCGCUCUCACCCUUUUAGUCGUGGCAGCCUCCUUCCUCGGUGGUCUUUUUGCCCUGCUGGGAUACCGCGUGCCCACAUUCGCCAUUCCUUCAUCUUCAUCUUCAUCAUCAUCUUCAUCUUCUCCUUCUGCGACCACCCCCUUCCUUUCAAAAUCCACACCACAUUCCGUCACCGAACUACAAUGUGGCACCUCCCCGGCUGAAGCCCGAUCUCUCGACUGCGUACUAGACCUCCUAGCCAUGAGCUGGGUACGUCCAGCCUGCUACGACAAGGAGUUGACUGAGGAGUUCCUCGCCGAGAGGAACUGGACCUGGACCACAGACCCAUGGGGCAAGCAUCAUCUCUCUAAGUCCGAGGUGCUUGACGGUGACUGGGAAUACGUCUACGUCGACCAUUGUUAUACGGCGGCCUAUGACCACAUCGAACAUUGUGGUGAUCGGCUGGUGGCUAAUACGGGCGAGGAGGUGGUCGGUGUACCGGCCAUUCUCAAGUAUCCAUCUUGUGGACCGGGGAGUCUGGGUCAGGAGACCCCGGCGUAUUGGAUCUAUGAGGGGGAGGUGCAGUAUAAUACGAAGAAGCAGGAAGGGCUUUAUGCGGAUCAUAUGAAAAUGGAGCAUGAGUAGG
Molecule: messenger RNA, 742 nt
Organism: Aspergillus costaricaensis CBS 115574
Lineage: Eukaryota; Fungi; Ascomycota; Eurotiomycetes; Eurotiales; Aspergillaceae
Exons: 2
Coding region: 1-741 (246 amino acids)
Source: RefSeq, a predicted model, not a curated record